Molecule: messenger RNA, 3480 nt
Organism: Brassica napus (rape)
Lineage: Eukaryota; Viridiplantae; Streptophyta; Magnoliopsida; Brassicales; Brassicaceae
Product: receptor-like protein 39
Exons: 1
Coding region: 347-3316 (989 amino acids)
Molecular function (GO): protein binding
Source: RefSeq, a predicted model, not a curated record
UGCUAAAUUGAUUUAUGUAGUUUUGAACUUUGGUGAGAUAUUUCGUACGUAUAUAUUUUCAAUCCAAGCUUUUGUCCUUUUUGUUAAACUUUUACAAUCCAAGUUACACGCUAGAAAAAUCAACUAACGUGGAUUUCACUUCAGGAUUUGAGUGGCAAUUAGCCAUGCUUUUCUCCAACUCUACAAAAAAAGUAUUCGGGAUUGGAGAAAAGCCGGGCUAAGUGCCAUUCAAAAUUUUAUGUAUUUUAUAACACCAAAGACUUCAAAGACUUCAAAUAAGUAUUUAUAACACCCACCUUGUCUCUUCUUCUCUUAAACCAAAAUAAAAUCUUCUUCAAAGGUAGUCAUGAAUACCAUGUGUUUGCAUUUUCUCGUGCUUCUUUUAUUCUGUAGUGUCUCCUCUACAACUUCCCUCUUCUCUUUCCAAAACCCUGUUGUUGGUCUUGUUGCUUGCCGUCCCCACCAGAUCCAAGCUCUCACUGAGUUCAAGAACGAGUUUGAUACACUCCACUGCGACCACAGUGACCCCUUUAAUGGAGUCUGGUGCGAUAACUCGACCGGUGAGAUCACAAUGCUUCGGCUCAGGGCCUGCCUCAGUGGAACUCUAAAGCCCAACAGUAGCCUCUUCACGCUACAUAACCUUCGUUACCUUAACCUCAGUCAAAACAACUUCAUCUCCUCUUCACUUCCUUAUAAAUUUGGCAAUCUCAACAGGUUAGAGGUCUUAUCUCUUUCCAGUAAUGGCUUCCUCGGCCAAGUUCCUUCCUCAUUUAAUAACCUAAAACUUCUUUCCCUUUUAGACCUUUCCCAAAAUGAGCUCAUAGGUACUUUCCCACUUGUCCCAAAUCUAACAAAUCUCACGGUCUUAAGCCUUUCCUAUAAUCACUUCUCUGGAACUAUAAAUCCCAACAGUAGCCUCUUUAUGUUGCAUCAACUUCGCUACCUUGACCUCAGUCACAACAACUUCAUCUCCUCUUCACAGCUUCCUUUCGAGUUUGGAAACCUCAACAGGUUAGAGUACUUAUGUCUUGCCUUUAACGGCUUCCUCGGCCAAGUUCCUUCCUCACUUAACAACCUAAACCUGCUUACUGGGUUAGACCUUUCCCGAAAUGAGUUCAACGGUAGUUUCCCGCUUGUACGGAAUCUAACCAAGCUUGUCGCCUUAGACCUUUCGUAUAACCGUUUCUCAGGAACUUUGAGUCCCAACACUAGCCUCUUUGAGUUGCACCAUCUCAGCUACCUUAAUCUAGAUUUCAACAUGUUCAGUUCAUCACUCCCUUCCGAAAUUGGAAACCUCAAAAAACUAGAGUUAUUGUCACUUUCUUCAAAUAACUUUUUCGGUCAAGUUCCUCCCACAAUUAGCAACCUGACUUCCUUAACCCAAUUGUACCUUAGCCAAAACAAGCUCACCGGUAACUUUCCACUUGUGCAAAACCUAACCAACCUUUCCUUUUUAAUCCUUUCGGAUAAUCAUUUCUCUGGAACCAUUCCUUCUCCUCUCCUCACUUUCCCUUUCUUGUCAUUUCUUGAAGUGCGUGGAAACGACCUCACUGGCUCUAUUGCUUUCCCCAACUCCUCUUCUUCAUCAAGGCUAGAGAGCUUGCUCCUUGGGAACAACAAUCGUUUCCAAGGAAAAAUCAUAGAGCCUAUCUCAAAGCUCACCAACCUCAACCAGCUUGACCUUUCUUACCUAAACAUAAGCUACCCAAUUGACUUAACCCUCUUCUCCUCCUUCAAAUACUUGUCGUACCUCGCCCUUUCGGGUAAUACUAUAUCUCUCUCCAGUUUAGGCUCAAAUUUAAACAUGAUCCCACCAAACUUGGAGAUCUUGUACUUAUCAAGCUGCGGCAUCCAGGAGUUUCCAAACAUCUUAAAGAUUCUCAAGAACUUGGAGUUUAUAGACUUGUCGACCAAUAGAAUCAAAGGGAAAGUCCCCCAGUGGUUAUGGAACCUUCCUCGUCUCCAUACAGUGGCGCUCUCAAAUAAUUUUCUCAACGGUUUCGCCGGUCCAGCAGAUGUCUCGGUAAAUUCAUCGGUGAAGAUUUUAGACCUGCAGCAAAACUUGUUUGAAGGAACCAUUCCUAUUCUACCACUCUCUGUCAACAUCUUCACUGCACAAGGCAAUAGAUUCACAGGGAGCAUACCUCUCUCAAUAUGCGAUUAUAAGUCUAUCACGCAUUUGUUGCUACCUUACAACAACCUCACGGGUCGUAUUCCCCAAUGCUUGAGCAACGUGACUUUUGUGAAUCUUCGGAAGAACAACUUGGAAGGAAGUAUUCCUGACGUAUAUCUCGGCGGUACAUCGCUUCAGACACUUGACGUUGGAUACAACCGACUAACCGGGAAGCUUCCGAGAUCUCUUGUAAACUGCUCCUCUCUACAGUUUCUAAACGUUGAGAAAAACGGUAUCGAAGACACGUUUCCUUUCUGGCUCAAGGCUUUACCAAACUUGGAAGUUCUUAUAAUUCGUUCAAACAGAUUCUAUGGCCCUAUAUCUCCUCCUGAUCAAGGUCCUCUCGGUUUCCCCGAGCUGCGGAUACUUGAGAUAUCUGAUAAUAAGUUUACCGGAAGCUUGCCGCCGAAUUAUUUCCUGAAUUGGAAAGCAUCAUCGCCAAGGAUGAAUGAAGAUGAGGCUUUGUAUAUGGAAUUCCAUAAAAGUAACUACAGAAGAAAAGAGGACGGAGAAAUAUACACGUUCUUUAUUUUUAUCGACGUUAUAGAUUUGCGUUACAAAGGUCUAACCAUGGAGCAAUCAAGGGUCCUUACUUCUUAUGCCACCAUUGAUUUUUCCGGGAACAGACUCGAAGGACAGAUUCCUGAAUCUAUCGGCGUUUUGAAAGCACUGAUUGCACUCAACUUAUCCAACAACGCCUUCACGGGACAUAUCCCUCUGUCUUUCUCCAAUCUGGGCAAGCUAGAGUCACUAGACUUAUCAAGAAACCAACUCUCGGGGACUAUUCCUAAUGGAAUAGCCAGUCUCUCGUUUUUGGAGUAUAUAGAUGUGUCUCACAAUCAACUCAAAGGUGAAAUACCGCAAGGAACGCAGAUUACGGGGCAGCCUAGAUCCUCCUUUGAAGGGAAUGCAGGGCUUUGUGGUUUUCCUCUGGAGAAAAGUUGCUUUGGGACUGAUGCGCCACCAGCGCAACAACCUAAGGAUGAAGACGAAAAAAAUGAAGAAGUGUUGAGCUGGAAAGCGAUUGCGAUAGGGUAUGGGCUUGGAGUGUUACUUGGACUGACAAUAGCACAAGUCAUUGCUUCAUACAAGCCGGAGUGUCUCAUCAAUAUAAUGUGUCAGAGAAAGCGCAGACACCGGUAGGAUUUUUUUGAGUCUGAAUGUGAUAUUUCCUUGUUUGUCAAGUAGCUUGUGUUAGUGUAUUGAAGUUUUUUCCUUACGUUUGUUUUAUCUUUAUGUGAUACUUUUGUUUAAUUUCUUCUUCUAUCAUUUAAGUGUGGUGAAUUUUAUAUAGUCAUAUUCAUAUG